GGUCAGCUGCACGAGCCAGACAGCAGCGCUGCCAGACCCGUGAACUGCGUAAAGGAGCCGGUCUUUGGCUCUACACAAAUGGAGAACUAAGAAUAAUUGGGUACCGGGAGAUGUUCGAUGUUAGAAUAUAUUUUGUGAAAUCUAGAAUGCGCUUAAAACGCAUUGGAAACUGAAAAUGGUGUAGCCUACGAACACGGACAGUCUCUUCAUGAGCUCCAGCUUCACUCCAUUUAUUUGGAUUCUCUUUCGCAGUUCCACGUAUUGAGAUGGUCUAUUUUUGUGAUGGCGAGAGGUCUGUUUCCACGGGCCUGGAUAAAGAAAUCAUUCUUUUUCCAGGCUCGCAUCUCCUUUGUGCGGGUGAAAUACCUGUUCCUCACCUGGCUGACGGUGUUUGUCGGCUGGGUGAUCUAUGUCCAGUAUUCCAACUACACCGAGCUGUGCAGAGGACAUGAAUGCAAGAACGCCAUAUGUGACAAAUACAGGAGAGGCAUCAUUGACGGCUCGGCCUGCAGCAGCCUUUGUGACAAAGACACCCUCUACCUGGGCAGGUGCCUCUCCACCAGCCCCAACAACCAGGUGUACACAGGUGGCUGGGGUGACGUGGACGGGGUGAUCCGCUGCCAGGUGGGGGAGGUGCUGCCCUAUGAGCUGGGAGAGGAGCCGGAGCCCCGGAGAGAGGCUGCAGUCUUCGACAAACCCACCCGCGGAACGUCUGUGGAGAAGUUCCGCGAGAUGGUCUUCAAUCACCUCAAGUCAAAACUGGGCGAGCAAGCUAAUCUGGCCAGCCUGGUGACCCAAAUACUCAGCGUCGCCGACGGCAACAAGGACGGCCACGUCUCGCUCCCAGAGGCCCGUUCGGCCUGGGCUCUUCUCCAGUUGGACGAGGUGCUGCUGGGCCUGCUCCUCCAGGAACGGGGCCACACCCCUCGUCUGAUGGGCUUCUGUGGAGACCUGUACGUGACCGAGAGGGUACCCUAUGGCCCCCUUUACGGUGUCAGCCUCCCCUGGCCUCUGGAGGCCUGGGUCCCCAGUGGGGCCCGACGCAGCAUGGACCAGUGGUUCACCCCCUCGUGGCCCCGCAAAGCCAAGAUCUCCAUGGGUCUCCUGGAGCUGGUGGAGGACAUCUUCCACGGCAACUACGGCAGCUUCCUCAUGUGCGACCUGAGCGCCGGCCACUUCGGCUACACGGACCGCCACGACCUCCGCCUCACCGACCCGCGGGCCAUCGUCUCUGAGGACGCGUUCAGGCGAACCAUGCGCGCGCUGCACUGCGAGAAGGAUGACGACUGCUUGUUUGGGGCGGACUGCCGGACGUCGUGCGACGUGGCUCAGAAACGAUGCAGGGAGGAGGUGACCCAGCCCAACCUGGCCAAGGCGUGCAGGGCUCUGAGGGACUACCUCCUGAGAGGAACACCGUCGGAGCUGAGGGAGGAGCUAGAGAGGCAGCUGUAUGCCUGCAUGGCCCUCAGGGGCUCAGCGGGCCAGAUGGACAUGGAACACUCACUCAUCCUGAACAACCUCAAAGCUCUGCUGUGGAGACAGAUCUCUCAUACUAAAGACUCAUGAUGCUCAAAGAAUUAAGACGUAAUUGACAAGUCUGCUACUGGCUCAGUGGCUUGGUUAGAGGAGCCUUUGGGGAAAUUAUUUCUAAAAACUCAACCACUUUGGUGGAUUGUUCAUUCAAGAUGUACUAUAUUGUUUUCUGUACCACCCUUUUUAUGCUGCAUAGCAGUUGUUUUGGCGGUGUAACUGCAUUAGAGCUGUCAAAUCCACAAGCGGCUCCUGGCAUGCCUAUUUGAAAGGAAAUUGCCUACCGUUUAGAAAGCUUUUUUCACAACUUUGUCUUGUAGUAAAACAGAGGAAGAAAAGUGUUUCCAGCAACAUCAGUGUGCAUCAUGCAAUUUUAACCAUUUAUAAGUAGACAGUCUACUAAUUGGUUGUCAAUAGUAAUUAAAAAACUGAAGAUUUCCAAAGUAACAAAUGUGCCAUUUUCACAUUUUGAUGUUGGCGUGGUGCAGGAGAUGAAAAUAUUUGUUCCUUUUAAAUCAAAACGUUGUACAAUUUAACAAUAAUUUCAGAUGUAGACUAGGCUUUAGACGGAUGAAUAAUUUUCAAUUUGAGCGUCAUUUCUAUAUAGCCUACUACACUUUCUCGUUCCGAACUUCUAACGCGAGUGGCUUCAUGACAAUCGAAAGUAGCCGCUCACCGAUUUGACAGCUCCACCU
Oncorhynchus masou masou (cherry salmon) is the source of this 2225-nucleotide messenger RNA. RefSeq names its product divergent protein kinase domain 1A-like. Lineage: Eukaryota; Metazoa; Chordata; Actinopteri; Salmoniformes; Salmonidae. The record is from RefSeq and is a predicted model, not a curated record.